Messenger RNA from Chaetomium strumarium, 1593 nucleotides. RefSeq names its product major facilitator superfamily domain-containing protein. The transcript is spliced from 5 exons. Gene Ontology annotation, cellular component: membrane. The record is from RefSeq and is a predicted model, not a curated record. Lineage: Eukaryota; Fungi; Ascomycota; Sordariomycetes; Sordariales; Chaetomiaceae. Bases 10 to 1545 code for a protein of 511 amino acids. Gene Ontology annotation, molecular function: transmembrane transporter activity. Gene Ontology annotation, biological process: transmembrane transport.
CUAUGCGGCAUGGCGGACGAGGCCACAAGUCAUACGCCGGCCGAAGGUCAUCCGGCUCUCACACCAAGGAGCAGAACAGAUGUCAGCGAUCUCCGUGCAGAGGAAAAGGACGAGGCGGAUCCGACAUCUGCGUCCGAGCUGGACGAGGGUGACGCCGCCGGCACGGUCAGCGAGAAAGCCCUGCUUCGCAAAAUCGACUGGCGGCUUCUGCCUGCGGUCGGGGUGCUCUACUUACUUUCCUUCCUGGAUCGCAGCAAUGUCGGCAACGCGCGCAUCGAGGGCCUAGCCGACGACCUCGGUAUGACGGGCAACCAGUACCUCACUGGACUCACGUUAUACUUCAUCGGAUAUGUCAUCUUCGAGGUCCCAUGCAACAUCAUCCUCAAGCGGACCACGCCCCGGUUUUGGCUGCCGACCUUGACUGUCCUGUGGGGGAUCGUCGCCACACUGAUGGGGGUGGUGCAGAAUCUCGAGGACUUCUUUGUCGCCCGCUUCUUCCUGGGCGUCACCGAGUCGGGCCUAUUCCCGGGGACCGUGUAUUACUUCUCCAUGUGGUACAAGCGGCGCGAGAGGCAGUUCCGCAUCUCGUUAUUCUUUGGCGCUGCUGCCCUUGCUGGGUCCUUUGGGGGUAUCUUGGCCUAUGGAAUCGGACAUAUGGCGGGCGUCGUGUGGCAGAACGGCUGGCGAUGGAUCUUCAUUCUCGAAGGCAUAGUGACGGUUGUGGUUGCUGUGGCGGCGUUUUGGUUCGUCCACAACUAUCCGGACACGGCCAAGUUCCUCUCCGACAAGGAGCGCAGCCUUGUGCGCAGCCGUCUCGCCGCGGACAGUGAUGCCACCCACGACGAGGGCUUUACCUGGGCUAACGUCAGCAAGGCGCUGCGCGACCCAAAGUGCUGGUUGUACGGGAUGGGCUUCCACGCCAUGAGUCUGCCGCUCUACACUUUUUCUCUGUUUCUGCCAACCAUCAUUAAAGAUCUCGGGUACACGGCUGCCAAGGCGCAACUCCUGACCAUUCCCCCUUAUGCCUUCGCGUUCGCGACAACCAUGGGCGUGGCAACCGUCUCGGAACGGGUCGGGAAGCGCGCGGUGCCUCUGAUCUGCUCCGCGCUGUUCGCCAUUAUCGGCUAUGUCAUCCUCCUGGCCAACGCUGACCCAAAAGCGCGGCCGGGCAUUUCGUACUUGGGCACCUUCUUCGCGGCCGGCGGGAUCUACCCGGCGACAGCACUCUCUCUCUCCUGGCCGGCCAUCAACGUGUCUGGCCAGACGAAAAGAGCCGUGGCCAACGCGAUGCAGAUCAGCAUCGGCAACCUCGGCGCCGUGCUGGGCACGCAGCUCUAUCGCACCGAGACGGGCCCCCGCUACGUAGUUGGCCACAGCUUUGCGCUGGGCUAUCUGGUCGGGGAGGUUGUGGUUUCCUCGCUGCUUUACUUUGUCCUGAAACGGGAGAACAAGCGGCGCAGGCACAUUGCGCCCGAGGUCAACGAGGUGGGCGAUUUGGCGGACUGGAGCGGGGAUGAUGACCCCCGGUGGCGCUUCCAGUUUUAAUGAUUAAAACCAGGGUUGGUUCAAGGAAUGAGUACCUAGUACCUAUGC